AGUCGGAUCACGAGCAGGGAUCGGGGCCGUAUCUCUUCUCCUCUCUUCGUUGCCCGCAGCUUCGGGCCCGCGCGUUCGCGUCUCCUCUCCGCGUCCGUUCUUUCUACUCUGCGUACUCUUCAUCCGUCGCGUCUUCGGCGCCUUCGAAGAUUUUUCUGGUCUCGGUUGCCCCGUAGUGUCGUGGGGUUUUUAAAAAAGUGCAGCAGAUUCCAGCGGAGACAGACACACAGCAGCAGCGGAGUGCAUCGCACCGACAGAUGGCACGUGGAUCGCAGCGCAGCAGCAGCGGCAUACCUGUGCAGCAAUAAUCGUCCAUUCGUGUUGUGCAGCGUGUACUCGUUUCGGAGCAGCGCGAUCUCGAGUGGCUUUCGGCUCUUCUACAUCAAACACUCGAGCGAGCUGUGCGGAGUGUCAUCGAGUUCGCUCCUCUACCAUCCUCGCGGGAGCUUGACAGUUCGGAAACGCCAGAGCAGAGCGGCGACAGCAGCCGAGCGUAACGGCUCUAACGGAAAAACGUGGGAACGACGGUUCCUCCUGUGCCACGGGAGCGCCCCUGCAUCGGUGCGCGCAAGCGCGGCGUUUAAAAAAUACGCGCGCUCAGGUGCAGCCAUUCACGAGUAGUAAGCUACGUGUAGCGAAAUCCGGACGACGUCUUUCCACGACCGUGUGUGUAGCAAGCAGUAGCGAGACUACGGCUACCCACCGUCGGCUGGCGUGACGUCAGAGCUGCCUGGAGGCACAGAGAGUGAGAGAGUGAGAGAGAGAGAGAGAGAGAGAGAGAGAGUCGCAUGACCAGUUCUCGGGCUACUCGCGCGCUGCAGUCGGAGCUUGCCGGCCGGCCGAUCAUGGAUCUGCGGACGAGUCCGCCCUUCGUCCUCGAAGAAUCAUCCUGCGCGUCGCAGCAGCAGCAGCAUCUCAGUGUGAUAGCGUCGUAGUCGAGCAAGUGCAAUGUGUCGUAACUAAAUUUCGUCGCGCGUCGAUCGGGGAAGCCUGCCAAGAGCGCGAGUUCUCCACCUCCAGCUCUGUAGCAGCAGCAGCAUCAGUGUGUUCUUGUUGUUAUUGUUGUUACGUGUGCAGUGUGCGCGUACUCUCGGCACUUUCGCCCCUACACUGCAGAGCCGAGCAAGAAGUGAAAUCCAAAAAGGAAAAGAGCCUGCAUAUCAGAGGAGGGCCGAUGAUCGCUCGGGGCAGAUACUGCGCGUCCUGAAAACGUCCGGCAGCCCUGCGUGUGAAUAUACUCGCGCGACGAGUGUGUCUCUAUACGUACGUAUGUGUGAGUGCCAGUGAGAGCGGCGGAGUAGCAGCAGAGCCAGAAGAAACACGCAGAGAGAAAAAUGGGAAACCACCCGUCCGCCCACCAGCCGCUCGAGCGAGCCACGAGCCAUGGAAACGGCCUUCGACUCUCGAAACGGGAAAGAUCGCCGGGUAAGAGGAUGGACCGUCUGCGGAGAAGCUUCCGAGACAGCUUCCGCCGACGGAAAGACGCGCCAGAGUCCAGCAAACCGCAUCAAUGGCACGCCGACGAGUGCGCGGUGCGCUCGUCGACCUGCGCCUUUCAUGUCAAGUAUUUGGGAUGUGUCGAGGUGUACGAAUGCAGGGGAAUGCAAGUUUGCGAGGAAGCUUUGAAAGUACUCAGGAAUUCAAGGAGGAGACCAGUUCGAGCAAUCCUCCAUGUCUCUGGUGAUGGUCUUCGUGUAGUUGAAGAUGAAACAAAAGGGCUGAUUGUCGAUCAAACCAUUGAGAAAGUAUCUUUCUGCGCUCCAGACAGAAAUCAUGAAAAAGGGUUUAGCUACAUCUGCAGAGAUGGUACCACAAAGCGAUGGAUGUGCCAUGGAUUCUUGGCUUUGAAGGAAUCUGGAGAAAGACUAAGUCAUGCAGUCGGAUGUGCUUUUGCUGCUUGUCUGGAAAGAAAGCAACGCAGAGAAAAGGAUUGUGGGGUGACCAUGACAAUUGAUCAAAGAAAUUCGACGUUCACGAGAAUCGGCAGCUUUCGGCAACCCAGUCUCACGGAACGACAGCAGGAUAGUCGGGAACGAGCAGUCGACGUUCCACCAGCGCGACAGGUAUACAAUCCUUUUGCGAUUGAGAGGCCGCACGCAACGCCGUCGAUGCUCGAACGUCAGGGCUCCUUCCGGGGCUUCAAUCAACUCAAUCAGGCCUCGCCUUUCAAGCGCCAGCUGAGCUUGCGCGUCAGCGAUCUCCCCAGCAAUCUCGAGCGCACUCGCAGUCACAGCCUCGAGCCCACGGAUCUCUCGCGAAUGCCGCCGACGCUGCCUCAUCAAAUACCUGUCAAGCCACCCGAGUACGAAGGAUAUGAUGAAGUGAGUCCCAUUCCAGAGAUAUCGCCGAGUGGCCACGACAGCGUGUCGGCGAUGUGUCAGCAACUCUCGCGUGGCCUCUCGCUGCUAUCCAGUAGCGACGACUUUGGCCCGGUAAUCACACAAACCACCGCUAGCACCGUAGUGAAGAAGCUUUUCAGUAAUACGACCACGACGACUUCCUUGCCCGGUGUAACCAACAGCAGUUCGCUGGACGAUCUGAAGCUGCAGAAUGGCCAGAAUCUGGGCGACAUGGUACUGAGCGGCAGCAAAAAUAACAACAACAACAUCAACAAUAUCGACGAGAACAACCCGUUGGGCAGUGACGGCAUGAGCUGGCAGGACAGCUCGUCGAGUGUGCUUUCCUCGACCAACCAGCGACUGACCCCCAUCCUGAAGCAGUGCUCGCUGAGCCCAGUGCUGCCACGCAGUAGCGUCAAUAGCACCUCCGCGAUGAACGCGAUCGCCUCGAUCUUCGAGACUCCAGCUGCGAGCCCAGCUUUCAGCACGGCAUCAACUUCCUCGCUGAGCAGCAACGCCAACACUGCUUACCAGAUGAUCAACAGGUCGCCGCUACCCCAGCAGACGGCCGGCCUGAGUACCGCGCUCUCGGACUCGCCGAACGCCAGCCUCGCCUCGGCUUCCCCUACGCCCGCAGCGACGGCGCCUACGCCGACGCCGAUGACCGGUACUUCGACGGUGAGCAGCAACGCCAGCGGAUUGACGGAUCCCAAUGCGGCCACGACGGCCUCCCAAUCGAUUCCCCUCUCAGUGGCACCAGGAAUGCCAAGUACCACUAAUUUGCCGAAACCCGACCAAUGGCUGGGCAGCGUGACAACGCAGGCAACGUCCGCAACCCCGCCAGUAUUCUCGACCAGUCCCCGGCGAGCGCCCCCACUGCACGCGCGUGCCCUGAGCUUGGGUUCUGCUGCGAUGCCUCCUACCACCGCUAGGACCGGAGCCGCCGACCCGUUCGACGCCGAGUGGGCUGAGAUCGCCGCGCGCAACCUCAGGCAGGCCUCCACCACCAACCCCUUCAUCAUGCCCAAUACUACCCAAGCUUUCCAGGUGCAGUUGUAGCGCGAGGAAUUGCUAAAGGAAGCGCAAGAACUCAUAGCCCUCUACUAUCGCAACAACACAUAGAAGGGAAAGCUGCUUAAUAGAAAACAACCUCUUUAGUCAACACUAGAGAAGAUUUGCAAUAAAAAGGAAAAGGUGAUAAAGGGAAGGCUUCGAUGUCUUCGACGCGCAAGUCGGGAGGUGCUUCUCGGCGUGAAAUGCAUCCACUUGCACUGCGAAACCCGGUCAAACGGACGUGAAACAGUUGUUGAAUACAUAGCGGCUCAAAAACAAAGUUCAUGAUGCUCAAAAAAAAAAAAAACAAAGUUACUAUUGCGACGUCAGUUUCGUUUCUCCGAAAUUCGAUCCCUCGGGGACUCCCGGGUAUAUAUAUAUAUAUACAUAUAUUGUGUGCAAGAACGAGAGCGUAUAUACAAACUUGUUAUAUUUGUAAAAAGUUUAGGUUACCGAGGUCGUAACCACAUAUUGGCAUAAUUUCUGUGUAAUUUAUACAUAUAUAGUAUUAUAUAAUUCUUGUAAAUUUUCGGAGAGAAGCUAUCGGAGAAGAGUGUGCCAUUACAAGUGGAUUUCUGUAAAUAUUGUUUGCGUCUAUUUGAAAAUUUUACUUUAACGGGUAUCCCCACUCUCAGGAAUUUCGCAGGUACAGAGCUGAUGUCGCGGUCGUUCUCGUGUUUUUUCCCCGCGAGAACUUGAAAAUAAGAAAGAUUGCCACAAAUCUAUCAAAGAAAAAUGAUACUUCUAAGCUGCAAUAAAAUUUUAAAGAAUAAUAUAUACUUAGGCUCGAAAGCCGAGCGGUUAUCGUCGUUCUUUGCAUGAUGCGCAAAAUUCACACGCACCGAUGAACUUUUACUGCACCAACUCUAUAUAAAGUUAAAGCUAUACGGCAAACCAAUACACAAAAUAAUUAAAAAAGGAGACGAUUAUCCUUGCUAUGGUGAACUUGAAUAAACAAAAAGAAGUUAGUGAGAAAGAGAGAACGAUAGAUGAUGCGCAAAAAGUAUGAAAUUAUUUGUUGAGAUAUCGGACAAGAUCUGUGAUAUGCUGAAUUGGUCAGUACUUAUAAUUCGCGGGGUUUCGACAAUUUGUAUUUGUAUAAAAAAAGAAAAGAAAAAAGAUUGAAGCGAAAAGGAAGAACGAGGCGAUAUCGCCUUGUCGUUUUGUCGACCAACCCCGGAAUUUAUUAGGCUAUUAAAAAACACGAGUCGGAGUACAAAGUUUCUUUUUGUUUCGACGCAAAUUGAAUAACGGUCUUUUUUCAAGUUGAUCGAUGAACAAAUUGAUAAAUUUUCACAAGCCCGAAAAAUGUUUAAUACUGAACAACUAGAUUCGAACAGAAUUUAAAGAACCAGUUUCAAGUACUACAAUAUGCCUUUGAACGAAAAAAAAA
This is a messenger RNA of Nasonia vitripennis (jewel wasp), 4785 nucleotides long. It is a transcript of the gene numb, whose product is annotated as protein numb. The record is from RefSeq and is a predicted model, not a curated record. NCBI's taxonomy places the organism in Eukaryota, Metazoa, Arthropoda, Insecta, Hymenoptera, Pteromalidae. The transcript is spliced from 11 exons. Bases 1335 to 3398 code for a protein of 687 amino acids.